AGCCGCCACCAUGUCCCGCUCCCACCGGCAGAAGGAGUACAAGUGCGGGGACCUCGUCUUCGCCAAGAUGAAGGGCUACCCCCACUGGCCCGCCCGGAUUGACGAGAUGCCAGAAGCUGCAGUAAAAUCUUCCUCCAACAAAUACCAAGUCUUCUUCUUUGGGACCCAUGAAACGGCAUUCCUGGGGCCCAAAGACCUCUUCCCCUAUGAAGAAUGCAAGGAGAAGUUUGGGAAACCCAACAAAAGGAAAGGGUUCAGCGAAGGCUUGUGGGAGAUCGAGCACAACCCAACUGUCAAAGCCUCCGGGUACCAGCCUACUCAGAAGAAGACCUGCCCUGAGGACGCUGAGCCAGAGCAGGAGCCAGAGGGUGAUGGGGAGAAGAAGGGCAACGCAGAGGGCAGCAGCGAUGAGGAGGGGAAGCUAGUGAUCGACGAGCAAUCCAAGGAGAAGAAUGAGAAAGCCGGGAUCAAGAGGAAAGCAGAAGAUGUUUUGGAGGACUCCCCCAAGCGCACCAAGGAGAUGGAGGGGCAGGAAGCAGAGAAGAAGACAGACAACGAAGAGGCCCCCAAGGAGGAGCCGAAGCCCAACCCAGCCGAAGAGGAGAAGGAAAAGAACAGCGACGCUGCCAGCGUGCCGGAUGCCAAUGAAGCCAAGCAGGAGGGCAAGGAUAAGGCAGAAGAGGUCAGAGACCACAAGGAGAGCCUGUAGUGGCCUCCCCGGCGAGCUGAUCUCCCGCUGCCCCUACCCUGCUGGGCUCCCGGGGUGUUGCCCCAUCUCGCCCUCGUCGCCUCGUCACGUCCACGGCUCCGGAAACAGGAAACAAACAGAAAAUGAAAUUCAAAAAAAAAAAAAAAAAAAAAAAAAAAAAAGAAAGAAAGAAAGAAAUGAAGAGAAACCCAGUAAUGAGAACCCCUGAACCGACCGACCCGCAUCUCCUGGCCCUGCCGUCGCGGGGCGCAUGCUUUGUAUUAGUGAUUUCUAGGGGGCUGAUCAGUUGAUUUGAAAUAAAAGCGAUUCAUGCCUUUUUAAA
Gallus gallus (chicken) is the source of this 1031-nucleotide messenger RNA. RefSeq names its product hepatoma-derived growth factor (gene HDGF). The record is from RefSeq and is a predicted model, not a curated record. Gene Ontology annotation, molecular function: transcription coregulator activity; double-stranded DNA binding. Gene Ontology annotation, biological process: regulation of transcription by RNA polymerase II. Lineage: Eukaryota; Metazoa; Chordata; Aves; Galliformes; Phasianidae. The transcript has 6 exons. Gene Ontology annotation, cellular component: nucleus. Bases 11 to 709 code for a protein of 232 amino acids.